Penicillium angulare is the source of this 819-nucleotide messenger RNA. RefSeq lists its product as uncharacterized. Lineage: Eukaryota; Fungi; Ascomycota; Eurotiomycetes; Eurotiales; Aspergillaceae. The record is from RefSeq and is a predicted model, not a curated record. Bases 1 to 819 code for a protein of 272 amino acids. The transcript has a single exon.
AUGUCAUAUACGACUCUUGAUGUGGAACGUACAGAGAAGAGGAAGGCUUCGUUCUAUGAUCUACCGCCGGAGAUCUUGGAGUCCAUCGCAAAGAAUCUUUAUCUUCCUGAUUACUUACAUUUCCGCGCGGCUUGCUGGAGGACAUGGUCUAUAUUUGGCUGCUCAGCUCUUAUACAUAUCUUGAAAAAGAUCAAAAAGAUCUGGGCUUCAAACAACAACAAUCUGGAAAUCCCCAGCCAGGCCACUCAAGUCAGAGAAUGUCAUUAUAUAUCGCGAGGCCAUAUCUUAUCCUACACUUAUAAAAAGACUGGUUCAAUUCCAAAGGAUGAUUUGGUUCAGCUUGGAGCAUCUUUGAAGCAUGUUCCUUGCGGCGAUUUGGUUAGGCGUGCAGCUCAUUCACAAAAUUACAAGGUGCUUCUAAGUUGGUUGGUUGAUCAUGGUGCUUCUUUUCGCGAGGCUCAAGGUGGUAUCAACAGGCUCUGUUAUGAAGCCUACGAGCAAGGAGACUUUGAAAAAUAUCGCUGGCUGUUCUCAAAAGGAGCGUCUUUGGAAAUCAUGGCAGGAAUGGUCUUUGGUAUCCCUGGUCAAUCAAGAUCGCGUGAAGCUCACCGUCAUCGUCUUCUUUCGCUGAGAUACGCUCUCAGAGAGGGAGUAACGCAUAGCGCCCCCCGUACGGCCUUGCCAGCAGAGAGACCACUUAACCGAAUAGAGCACUUACAUGCUCAAUAUCGUCAAAGACAGCGUGAAACCCGAAGUCGGGAUGCUAUCCGAGCACGAUUUGUGAGACUACAUGAAGAGCAGCAAUCACGAAACCAUUGA